ACGCACCCUCAAUCCAAUGGUAGAGAAACGGUUCGAUUGAAAAUGAGAGGAGUUUUUCUGUUUUGAGAGAGCGAGUCUUUGAUGAUGAGUGGUCGAAUGUAUACAUUUGAUACAACCGAUCAUAAGUCACCUUGUUGUAACUUUCAGUGGUAUAUUUUCAGAAAACAAGGUGAAAGCAGAAUCAUCACUUGUGAACUGUUCGGAGUUAUCGUUUCACUUGAAAACAGAUGGGACUGGCUAGAGUUUAUGAUAGAUGACUCGUUACAGUUGACUGCUUUCAGGUGCCCAAAAAGAGAUAAACUUGGAAUGGAAACGUUACUACAACUGGGUGACGUUGCUCAAGUAACCGGUAAUUGGAAGUUGUCAAACGGGGCUUUCUUGAACGCAACUAAAAUUGCCAUCCAUAAUAAUCCCGACGUAGAGUGUAAAUAUUGGCUCCAACAGAUACAAAAAUACAAGUCAAAAGUUUGUGAGUUAGAAAUUCCGUCAGAUUGGAUUCGUCGACAACAAAGAGCACACAAUUUGAAAACGGAUGCAGUGUUAUCCUUUUCUGCUCAAGUUUCCACUGCUGCUGCUACGUGUUGGAAAUUGUGGAAGAAACAUUUCAAUCAAGGUGGGAAGAUCAGCCUCCAAAGACUGUGGGAAGUAAUUCAACGAGAGAAUUGUCCGAAAAUGCAAGAGUUGUCAAGUUGUAGAAGGAAUCAGAUAGUGCAGUUGUUGAUUCAUUUGGGGUAUCUAAUUCCUCUAUCCAAGGAACCUGAAACUUAUGUUUUACUUAUCGAUGAUAUUUUGGAUAAACAAGUAAUGCAAAUUUUUAAUCAAAACAUAGCCUCAAAGACGCUUUCCUUAAGAGAAGUUGCAUAUCGACUAGAGGAAUAUUUCCACGUGGAGGAAAUCAGUUUGGAACGUGUUGAGGAAAGUAUUCUGAGACUAGCUUAUAAAGAAAAAGUGGAACAAGUGUGACACAAAGACAGCUACUGUAAAUUGAUUAUUAUCGUUUAGGCAUCUUUAUAUAAACAAAAAUGGAUAUAAAUGAAAAGAGUACACC
Messenger RNA from Galdieria sulphuraria, 1048 nucleotides. RefSeq lists its product as uncharacterized. Lineage: Eukaryota; Rhodophyta; Bangiophyceae; Galdieriales; Galdieriaceae. The record is from RefSeq and is a predicted model, not a curated record. The transcript has a single exon. Bases 85 to 963 code for a protein of 292 amino acids.